GGGGCUGCCGGACGGACGCUGACAAUGAGCCUCCAUAAAAGGGAGCGGCGGGGUCGGGGGCCCCGGAUCGAGCCCUCCCCUCCCGGGGUCCUGACGAGCUGAAGGCCGUGGCUGGCCGGGCGGCCGGGUGGGCGGUGGGCGGGUGAACUAGGCGGUCCGCGGGCCCUGCGUGGUCCGGGGCGGGAGGCCGCCGCCAUUGGCGGCGCGCCGAGGCCUGUGCGCCCGUCCUCCGCUAUCGGGUCGCCCUUCUCCGCCUCACCAUGGCCCUCAGAGCAGAAGGAGCCGCGGCGCUCGACUGCUUCGAGGUGACGCUCAAGUGUGAGGAAGGAGAGGACGACGAGGAGGCCGUGGUGGUUGCCGUGAUUCCGCGGCCCGAGCCGAUGCUCCGAGUAACCCAACAGGAAAAGACGCCGCCACCUAGGCCUAACCUGCUGGAAGCAGGUGUCGAAGGCUGUGAGGAGCCCAAGCAGCAAGUGUCAUGGGAACAGGAGUUCCUGGUGGGGAACAGCCCAGGAGGCAGUGGACGGACACUGUGCAUGGUGUGUGGGGCUGAGAUCCGGUCCCCAUCAGCAGAUACUGCUCGCACACACAUCCUGGAGCAGCAUCCGCAUACCCUGGACCUGAGCCCCUCUGAAAAGAGCAACAUCUUGGAAGCCUGGAGCGAAGGGGUGGCCCUUCUGCAAGAUAUCCAAGUUGACCAGCCAUCCCUGCCCAGCCUAGAGUCAGGCCAGGAUGGCCAUCCAGACCCCAACUCCAACCCGGACCCUGCCAGGAUGCCAGCAGAGAUCGUGGUCCUCUUGGACUCCGAGGACAACCCAUCCCUCCCUAAGAGACUCCGGCCCAGAGGACUCCGCCCUCUUGAACUGCCUGUUGCCCCUGUCACAGAGCCAGGAAAUAAAAGGGCCCGUGGUCAGAGAUGGAAGGAGUCCUCUGAAGAGGAGCCUCCUAGGAAGAAGAGAGGCAGGCAUAUGACCAAAAACCUGGACCCUGACCCAGACCCCCCAUCUCCUGAGUCACCCACAGAGACGUUCUCAGCACCAGCCGAAGUCCGACACUUCACUGAUGGCAGCUUCCCUCCUGGCUUUGUACUCCAGCUCUUCUCCCACACGCACCUCAGGACCACAGACAGUAAGGACCCUUCUAAAGUCAGCAAAGGAGCAGCAGAGGGCCUGCAUCAGCCAGAAAGUCCCUCUUCAGCUCCCCCUCCGGGGCUUCGUGGGACACUGGAUCUCCAGGUUAUUCGUGUUCGGAUGGAGGAGCCACCAGCCGUCCGCCUCUUACAGGACUGGUCCAAGCAUCCCCAGGGUACCAAGGGGGUGGGAACAGGUGACAACCCAGACUGGCCCACUGUUCUGUCAGAGUCCAGUGCCACUGUUAAGGGACAACCAGAGGCGGGAAAUGGGGUAUGAGUUUUUACUUUACUGGGGAGGGAGGAGUGGGAAGAAGGAAAGGUGGGAGGGAGGAGGCAGUAUCCCCCUUUGGCUUAAAUCUCAGAUCUGCCCAGCUCAGCCACCUGAUUGAGUUUUAAAACCAGGUGCCAGGAAAAUGUGGAAGGAGAAGUGGCAUCACUGUCACAGUGGGGCACUAGAAAAUGCUUGCCCCUGGACAAUCCUGAAUGAGGCAGAGGUGGCUUAGGCUAUUGGGUGAUAGGCAUUGGGCCUGUGGAGAAAACCUUCCCCAAUCCUUUGCUGACUCACCCUCUGACCCCACACCUCCUUCCUGUCAGCUCCCACCAUUCUCCCCUGGCACAGUGCCUUAUGCAGAGGUGGUCAUGAUGGGGUUUGAACUGAGUCCCACUACCUCGGGGGACACCUCUCCUCCCCCACUUCUGGCUCCUUCAGGAGGAGACCUCCAUUACCUCUUAACCGCCUCAUCCCUGCCGAGGGCUCCCUUUACCACCCCUUCUCCUAUAGUCCUGUUGCAUCUUUUAUCCAGUUGUAUAUAUUGCCUUUGUUGACAAUAAAUUAUUUUUUUUUUUUAA
Messenger RNA from Microtus oregoni (creeping vole), 1981 nucleotides. RefSeq names its product spindlin interactor and repressor of chromatin binding (gene Spindoc). The transcript has 6 exons. Gene Ontology annotation, biological process: negative regulation of DNA-templated transcription. Bases 261 to 1409 code for a protein of 382 amino acids. Lineage: Eukaryota; Metazoa; Chordata; Mammalia; Rodentia; Cricetidae. The record is from RefSeq and is a predicted model, not a curated record.